Molecule: messenger RNA, 528 nt
Organism: Talaromyces proteolyticus
Lineage: Eukaryota; Fungi; Ascomycota; Eurotiomycetes; Eurotiales; Trichocomaceae
Product: serine carboxypeptidase S28-domain-containing protein
Exons: 3
Coding region: 1-528 (175 amino acids)
Biological process (GO): proteolysis
Molecular function (GO): serine-type exopeptidase activity; dipeptidyl-peptidase activity; hydrolase activity, acting on carbon-nitrogen (but not peptide) bonds
Source: RefSeq, a predicted model, not a curated record
AUGACGGAAAAGAUCGGCGGGUUUGAGAUGGGGAUGUAUUUUGACGCACAGUUGAUUGAACUCGAGGCACCUGUUGAGACUUUAGCAGCAGAGGAUGAUGUGCUAGUAGAAAGGGGGCAAGAGGAUACAGGGAAUAUAGACUUGUUUGGAUGGGAGAACUGGACAGAGAAGAUUGAGAAGUGGGUGUGGAAUGGGGAUGAUGGUAACGUGAGGGCUGUUUGGACGGUGGCUAUCAAAGCCAGACAUACCUCGAGUGGUUCUGACCAAGGAAUUGAGCAACACAUGCCACCUGAUUUGCCAAACGGUCGCUCGGAUCUUCCCUCCGACAAUCUGUCGUCCAAAGGAGCACCAUGGAUUAUGAUCGGCGGGUCGUACUCUGGCAUGAGAGCUGCGUUUACUCGCAAUGAGUACCCUGAUACCAUCUAUGCUGCAAAUGCAUCCUCGGCACCGGUCCAGGCACAGGUUGAUAUGAGCAUAUAUUUUGAGCAGUUAUAUCGUGGAAUGGCUGCCAAUGGCUAUGAGAGCUGA